Messenger RNA from Moesziomyces antarcticus, 1689 nucleotides. Its product is annotated as DEAD-domain-containing protein. Gene Ontology annotation, molecular function: nucleic acid binding; ATP binding; RNA helicase activity. The coding region runs from base 1 to 1689 and encodes 562 amino acids. The transcript has a single exon. The record is from RefSeq and is a predicted model, not a curated record. Lineage: Eukaryota; Fungi; Basidiomycota; Ustilaginomycetes; Ustilaginales; Ustilaginaceae.
AUGCCAAAGGCGUCAGCUUCUCCGGCCAAGCGCGUCGCUUCGGCGUCCGCAUCCACCUCCACGCCGUCGCCAGCCAGCAGCGCCAAGUCCAACAAGGCCAAGCCAGCUCCUCGACCGCCAUCCCCUUCCGAUGAAGACGAGGAGGAGGAGGAAGAGGAGGACUCUGAAGCCGAGGCUGCAACAGCCAGCGCAAGUGAUCAUGAAAGCGAAGACGAGAGUCAAGGCGGUGCGAGCGGGAGCGGCAGCGAUUCGGAUCAUGACGAAGACGCCACAGCAGCCGCACCAGAUGAGGCCGAGCAGGACGAAAAGAAGGUGGCCACGCUCGCCGAAGACGGCAAAAAGGUGACCUUCGCCGACCUCGGUGUGAUCCCGCAGAUUGUCGAGGCGUGUACCAACAUGGGCUUCCAACAUCCCACGCCCAUCCAGGUCAAGGCGAUUCCCGAGGCGCUCCAGGCGCGCGACGUCAUCGGUCUCGCCCAGACCGGUUCGGGCAAGACGGCGGCGUUCACCAUCCCGAUCCUCCAGGCGCUGUGGGACAAUCCCAAGCCGUUCUUCGCGUGCGUCCUCGCGCCCACGCGUGAGCUCGCCUAUCAGAUUUCGCAGCAGGUCGAGGCGCUCGGCUCCACCAUCGGCGUGCGCUCGGCAACCAUCGUGGGAGGCAUGGACAUGAUGUCGCAGUCCAUCGCGCUCUCCAAGCGGCCACACGUCAUCGUCGCCACCCCUGGUCGUCUGCAGGACCACCUCGAAAACACAAAGGGCUUCAGCCUGCGCGGGCUGCAGUACCUCGUGAUGGACGAAGCCGAUCGACUGCUCGACAUGGACUUUGGACCCAUCAUCGACAAGCUGCUCCAGUCCAUCCCGCGCGAGAGGCGCACCAUGCUCUUCAGCGCCACCAUGACCACCAAAGUGGCCAAGCUGCAGCGUGCGUCGCUCAAGAACCCCGUGCGCGUCGAGGUGGACACCAAGUACACCACCGUCUCGACGCUCAAGCAGCACUACCUCUUUAUGCCGUUUGCGCACAAGGACACCUACCUCGUCCACCUCGCCAACGAGCAGGCGGGCCACUCGAUCAUCGUGUUUACGCGCACCGUGCACGACUCGCAGCGCCUCUCGAUCCUGCUGCGUCUGCUCGGCUUCCCCGCCAUCCCGCUCCACGGCCAGCUGAGCCAGCAGGCGCGUCUGGGCGCGCUCAACAAGUUCAAGACGGGCGGUCGCUCCAUCCUCGUCGCCACCGACGUCGCCUCGCGCGGCCUCGACAUCCCCGCCGUCGACCUGGUGGUCAACUACGACAUUCCCACCAAUUCCAAGGACUACAUCCACCGCGUCGGCCGUACCGCACGUGCCGGCCGCUCCGGCCGCUCCGUCACGCUCGUGACGCAGUACGACGUCGAGCUGCUCCAGCGCAUCGAGGCGGUCAUUGCGCUCAAGAUGACCGAGUUCCCCGGCGGCAACGACAAGGAGGCCGUCAUGCUGCUCAGCGAGCGCGUCGCCGAGGCGCACCGCGCCGCCGUGCGCGAGCUCAAGGAUAAAGGCGUAGGUAGCGCAGGCGGCUCGGGCAAGCGAAAGAGAAAGAUGGAUGGGCGACACGCCGACGACAUGGACCGCGACGACGACCAUGUGCAGGCGGGCAUGCCCGUCUCGGGCAACGGCAGGCACCAGAACCUCAACCGCAAAAAGGGCCGGCGCUGA